AUGCGUUUCUCAACUUCCCUAGCGCUGCUUGCCUGCGCUGAAUUAUCCACAGCACAGUUCGGCAUUAAGUACGACCAGUACGGUGGCAGUCCACCCGUGUACCCAUCCCCGCACACAUCUGGAACAGGAUGGGAAGAUGCUUUGGGAAAGGCUAAGGACUUUGUUGGCAAGCUCACGCCAGAAGAAAAGGCAAGCAUGAUAACUGGCACACCUGGCCCUUGUGUCGGCAACAUCGCUCCAAUCCCACGCCUCAACUUCAAAGGCCUAUGUCUUCAAGAUGGUCCAGCUGCUAUCCGCCAGGCUCUACUUGCUAGCGUGUUUCCGGCCCAGCAUCACCUGGCCGCCACCUGGGACCGCGAUCUGGUCCGCAAGCAGGGUGAGCUGAUGGCCCAAGAGUUUAAGGGAAAGGGAAGCCAUGUAGCCCUGGGUCCAGUUGUCGGGCCGUUGGGGCGCUCCGCAUAUGGUGGGCGCAACUGGGAGGGCUAUUCUCCCGACAAAUAUCUCUCAGGCGCCCUGGUCGAACAGACAAUCGGAGGAAUACAGUCAGCAGGAGUUCAGGCCUGUACCAAACAUUUCAUCGGUAACGAGCAAGAGACCCAACGAAACCCAAGUACGGUGGACGGCGUCAAAGUCGAAGCCGUUUCAUCCAACAUGGACGACCGGACAAUGCACGAGACUUACCUCUGGCCUUGGUACAACGUCGUCAAGGCCGGCGCCGCAUCUGUCAUGUGCUCCUACCAGCGCCUCAACGGGAGCUACUCGUGUCAGAACAGCAAGGCCCUUAACGGUCUGCUGAAAGGCGAGCUUGGCUUCCAGGGCUAUGUGAUGUCUGAUUGGGGCGCCGUACACACAGGAGUUGCUUCGAUUGAAGCUGGUCUCGAUAUGAACAUGCCCGGUGGUAUUUCCUUCAGCUCCAUCGAGGGUGGAUCUUUUUUUGGCAGUAACGUCACCACCGGGCUCAAAAACAAUACACUUGCUGUCGACCGAGUCAACGAUAUGAUCGAGAGGCUUAUGACACCCUACUUCCAUCUUAAACAGGACCAAAACUAUCCUCCUGUGGACGAAACAGGCCCCCAGAUUCCCGGCAGUUUCAACACUGGCGCUUGGCUAUACAACUACACGCUCGGUCCGCUAGUGGAUGUACGUGCCGACCACGGGGCCUUCAUCCGCGAGGCUGGCGCGGCUGGCACCGUCCUCCUGAAGAACGUCAACAAAGCCCUUCCACUCAAGAAGCCUAAGAACAUCGCCGUCAUCGGUAACGAUGCUGCAGAUUUCACCGUUGGAGGGUACACCGCAGGGCUGAACAUGACCGGCUUCAGCAACUAUGACAUUGGAACCCUGCCUAUCGGUGGCGGCUCGGGAACCGGACGCUUCACCUACGUCGUUUCGCCCUUGGAAGCCAUCAAGGCGCGUGGGAAAGACUAUGGUGCCCUGGUGCAGUACUUUACAGACAACAAAUUCGUCGUCGCUGGCGGGCUCAGCAACUUGGCCCCGCAGCCGGACGUAUGCCUUGUUUUUGUGAAAUCUUGGGCCGAGGAGGGAGUAGAUAGAUACUCCCUCUUACCAGAAUGGAAUUCGACCAAAGUGGUCGAGAUGACGGCCAGGAGGUGUGGCAACACCGUCGUCAUCGCGCACGGGGCCGCCCCCAAUGUCUUCCCUUGGCGCGACAACGAAAACGUCACCGCCAUCAUUGCAGCCCACAUGCCGGGCGAGGAGACUGGCAACGCGAUCGCGGACGUGCUCUUUGGCGACGUCAACCCGAGCGGCAAGCUCCCCUACACUAUCGCCGCGAGCGUCGACGACUACGACAAGAACUUUGUCAACAGCACCGAGCUGCUGCAGUCUACGGACCCCAACGUCUGGCAGGCCGACUUUGUCGAGGGCCAGCUGAUCGACUACCAUGCGUUCGACGCGCACAACAAGACGCCCGCCUACGAGUUUGGCUUUGGGCUCAGCUACACUACCUUUUCGCUUUCUGAUCUCAAGAUCGCCGUGUCGGCGACCAACGCCUCGCGCACGCCCUCGGCCAACGCCAAGGUCCUGCCUGGCGGCAACGUCGAGCUGUGGGACGUGCUGGCGACGGUGACUGCCACGGUCAAAAACACGGGCGACGUCGCAGGCGCUGCGGUGCCGCAGCUGUACAUCUCCCUGCCAGGCGGCGAGGCUGGCAGCGGGACGCCGGUGCGGGGUCUUCGGGGGUUCGACAAGAUCAAGCUCGGCGCCGGGGAGGGUAAGGCUGUGGAGUUCCAACUGACCAGGAGAGACUUGAGCUUCUGGGAUACCAAGGCGCAGGCUUGGAGGCUCCCGACAGGGACCAUCGGUGUCGAUGUUGGGUUUAGUUCUAGGGACUUGAUUCUCAAGGGGGAGGUCAAGGUUUAA
Molecule: messenger RNA, 2379 nt
Organism: Pyricularia grisea
Lineage: Eukaryota; Fungi; Ascomycota; Sordariomycetes; Magnaporthales; Pyriculariaceae
Exons: 3
Coding region: 1-2379 (792 amino acids)
Biological process (GO): glucan catabolic process
Molecular function (GO): beta-glucosidase activity
Source: RefSeq, a predicted model, not a curated record